This is a messenger RNA of Glarea lozoyensis ATCC 20868, 1611 nucleotides long. RefSeq names its product NAD(P)-binding Rossmann-fold containing protein. Bases 1 to 1611 code for a protein of 536 amino acids. Gene Ontology annotation, cellular component: endoplasmic reticulum membrane; mitochondrial outer membrane; lipid droplet. Gene Ontology annotation, biological process: ergosterol biosynthetic process. Lineage: Eukaryota; Fungi; Ascomycota; Leotiomycetes; Helotiales; Helotiaceae. Gene Ontology annotation, molecular function: 3-beta-hydroxysteroid 3-dehydrogenase (NADP+) activity. The record is from RefSeq and is a predicted model, not a curated record. The transcript has 2 exons.
AUGGGUUUACCGCCAUGGGAGACAAGUGAUAGCCAGCUGUUUGCUAUGAUCACAGGUGCAAACAGUGGUCUAGGAUAUUCAAUUGCGGCGCGCAUGAUCGAUGAAUUCAUCACAGGUCCAUCAACGCCUGCGAACAAGCAUCUCGUUCUCAUACUGUGCACACGAAGUCCCCUAAAAACUCGAUUUACAAUUUCACGAUUGAGAGGCCAUCUUCGUAUAGCAGCAGAAUCGUCGGCGCAUGCGAAGAAAUUACGCGCGAAAGCCAAGGCAGAAGGCCGAGAAUACAGAUGGGAAACCGCGGUUCAGAGAGUGCACUUCCUAGGAGUGGAGGUGGACUUGUGUGACUUGAAGAGUGUAUACCGAUUAGCAGAUCAAUUGGUUAAUGGCACAGUGGGAAGUCCAGAUGCGACAACAAUGGAUGGAGCCAAGCUCCCACACGGCUCACCCGGGACACAGAGCUACUCUGAAGGUGUACAGCAGGAUCGAUGGGCAUUGAGCCAGAAACCUGGAUCGACUGGUCUUUUGCGGGCUUGGGGAUGGGGAUUGAGUGGUAUUCGACUGCCAAGAUUAGAUGUGAUCAUUCUUAGUGCUGGAAUUGGCGGAUGGACUGGUCUUUCUUGGUAUGAGGCUGUCCGAGAAGUACUGUUCAAUCCGGUUGAAGCCACAACCUGGCCGACAUACAAACUAGCGAAUGUAGGAGCUGUCGUUCGAUCACAGUCGAAGUUCAAAGCUUCAAGUUCCGGAGAAGAAGCGAGGCAACCGCUGUUGUCAGAGAAAGUCGAAUCGACCGAGCCACCACUGGGAGAAGUCUUCUGCGCCAAUGUUUUCGGCCACUAUGUUCUUGUGCACGAACUUAUGCCUCUCCUUUCUCGUCCAUCCUCCCCUACCUCAGAAAGUAGUGGGAAGAUCAUCUGGAUGUCCAGUGUCGAAGCCAUUGCGGACCACUUUUCCAUCAAUGAUAUUCAGGGACUGAAAUCUCUCCAUCCAUAUGAGGAUACAAAACGUUUGAUGGACUACAUUUCUUUGACUGCUGAUUUACCGUCCACAAAACGAGCAGUCGCUUCAUAUUUUGACCCAUCUAAGACUGUUACUGGACGCAAGGCCGCGAAAAUAUCACAAGAUGAUGCGGAAGACUUGCCUGUGGUGAAGCCAAAAAUAUAUCUGACGCACCCAGGAAUAUUUGCAUCCGAAAUAUUGCCACUUCCUGCUAUCCUAGUCGCUAUCUACAAGCUCGUAUUUCUGUUCGUUCGCUGGAUCGGAAGUCCUUGGCAUCCAAUUGAUCCUUAUAAGGCCGCUGUUGCACCUACUUGGCUUGCCUUAACAGAUAAUGAGAUUCUAGAAGACAUGGAAGACCACGGGAACAAGAAGGCGAAAUGGGGUUCUGCAACGAAUACUAGCGGCGAGGAACGAGUCAUGCAGACGGAAGUGGAGGGUUGGGGAUGGCAUGGUAAUGUUGAUGAUUCAGGCGAGAAGAGGAUAGGUAGGAGGCGGAAUGCUAUUGAUGCGACGAAGGAGUCUAGGGAAGACUUCGAGGUCAUGGGUGGUAAAUGCUGGAAACAGCUGGAGGAUCUGAGGACGACUUGGGAAGAAGUUCUUGGAGUUGAGGAGUGA